ACGCAGACGCAGCCCUCGGAUCCCAAAUCCACCUCUUCCUUGACUUUCCAUCCGGCGGCCGUCUUUGUCUACUACUACUGCGCGCCAAAUCCUUGAUCUCCGGUCCCUGGCCAUUCCCGGCAGCAUUGAGUUUCCUCGUCAUUUCCAGCAAACGCAACCAACACUUGUUUCAAGCAAACAACCCAGACGCGCUUCACAAUGGCAAGCGACGAUGCAGAUCGCGAGCCGCGCGAGGUCAAGAACCACCUUCUUUUUGAAAUUGCGACAGAAGUCGCCCAUCGAGUCGGUGGAAUCUAUUCCGUCCUCAAAUCCAAGGCCCCAGUCACCACCGCAGAGUAUGGUGAGCGCUACACCCUCAUUGGACCUCUCAAUCACCAAUCCGCGGCUGUCGAGGUCGAGGCCUUGGAGCCCACCAUUCCUGGACUGGCCGAGUCCAUCCAGGCCAUGAGAGAUCGCGGCAUUGGCAUUCUAUAUGGACGGUGGUUAAUCGAGGGCGCUCCCCGAGUUCUCCUUUUCGACACAAAGACGGCGUAUAACUACCUAAACGAGUGGAAGACGGACCUAUGGAAUGUCGCGGCAGUCCCGUCGCCUGACAACGAUGAAGAAACAAAUGAAGCCAUUGUUUUCGGAUACCUGGUUGCGUGGUUCCUCGGCGAGUUCGUAUGCCACGAGAAGAAAAAGGCCGUUAUUGCGCACUUUCACGAAUGGCUCGCGGGCGUUGCGCUGCCAUUGUGCAAGAAGCGGCGCAUUGAUGUCACAACCAUCUUCACCACCCAUGCCACGCUGCUAGGACGCUACCUUUGCGCCGGCUCGGUGGAUUUCUACAACAACCUCCAGUGGUUCGAUGUUGACGCAGAAGCUGGCAAGCGCGGUAUUUACCACCGGUAUUGCAUCGAGCGAGCUGCUGCCCAUUCCUGCGAUGUAUUCACCACCGUUUCCCACAUCACGGCCUACGAAAGCGAGCAUCUCCUGAAGCGCAAGCCCGACGGCGUCCUGCCCAACGGACUCAACGUGACCAAGUUUUCGGCUAUGCACGAGUUCCAAAACCUGCAUCAACAGUCCAAGGAGAAGAUCCACGACUUUGUACGUGGUCACUUCUACGGCCACUACGAUUUUGAGCCCGAGAACACACUCUACUUCUUCACUGCGGGCCGCUAUGAGUUCAGAAAUAAAGGCGUCGACAUGUUUAUCGAGUCGUUAGCCCGGCUUAACCACCGACUAAAGGCGGCUGGAAGCAAAAUCACAGUUGUCGCUUUCAUCAUUAUGCCUGCACAGACGUCCUCUCUAACUGUGGAGGCACUAAAGGGCCAGGCCGUGAUUAAGUCACUCAGGGACACGGUAGAUGUCAUUGAGAGUGGCAUUGGCCGGCGCAUAUUUGAGCGGUCUCUGAAGUGGCACGACGGGGACCCGCUACCGGAUGAGAAAGAGCUGAUCACCAGCCAGGACCGUGUCCUCCUUCGCCGGCGUCUCUUUGCCAUGAAGAGACAUGGACUCCCGCCCAUCGUCACACACAACAUGGUUAAUGAUCAUGAAGAUCCCAUCCUCAACCAGAUCCGCCGGGUCCAGCUGUUCAACCAUCCAUCAGACCGAGUCAAGAUUGUCUUCCACCCCGAGUUCCUCAACUCGGCCAACCCGGUGCUUCCCCUCGACUAUGACGACUUCGUGCGAGGCACCCACCUGGGUGUCUUCGCGUCGUACUACGAGCCUUGGGGCUACACGCCUGCCGAGUGCACCGUGAUGGGUGUGCCGAGCAUUACAACUAACCUCUCUGGCUUUGGCUGCUACAUGGAAGAGCUGAUUGAGAAUUCCAGCGACUACGGAAUCUACAUUGUGGACCGUCGUUCCAAGGGCGUAGAUGACUCGAUCAACCAGCUCACAUCUCACAUGUUUGAUUUCACGCAGAAGAGCCGCAGGCAGCGGAUUAACCAGCGAAACAGAACUGAGCGCUUGAGCGAUCUGCUUGACUGGAAGCGGAUGGGCAUGGAGUAUGUCAAGGCACGCCAGCUUGCCCUGCGCCGGGCAUACCCGACAUCCUUUAGCGGCGACGACGAGGAGGACUUCAUCCCGGGCGUGGAGCAGAAGAUUUCCCGUCCCUUCUCGGUCCCUGGAUCUCCUCGCGACCGGACAGGCAUGAUGACUCCUGGUGACUUUGCAAGCCUUCAGGAGGGCCGUGAAGGUCUCAGCACCGAGGACUAUGUUGCCUGGAAGCUCCCUGAGGAAGAGGACCCUGACGAGUACCCGUUCCCUUUGACCCUGAGGACGAAGCGCCCCGGCCCAACGAGCCCUCUAGAUGGAGUUCAGCUCAACGGCAACUAAUAUCCCGAUAGUAACUUUUUAUGCUGGGACUAUGGCUUCAAUUCCUGGAAACCAUACCCCAUUACUCGCA
Molecule: messenger RNA, 2386 nt
Organism: Lasiosphaeria miniovina
Lineage: Eukaryota; Fungi; Ascomycota; Sordariomycetes; Sordariales; Lasiosphaeriaceae
Product: glycogen synthase
Exons: 6
Coding region: 199-2316 (705 amino acids)
Biological process (GO): glycogen biosynthetic process
Cellular component (GO): cytoplasm
Molecular function (GO): alpha-1,4-glucan glucosyltransferase (UDP-glucose donor) activity
Source: RefSeq, a predicted model, not a curated record